AUGUCCAAAGCUAUUGGCAUUGAUUUGGGUACCACCAACUCGUGUGUGGCUUACUACCACAACGACAAGUGUGACGUCAUUGCCAACGACCAAGGUAGCCGUACCACCCCGUCAAUGGUCGCUUUCACCGAUUCCGAGCACUUGAUUGGGGAGGCCGCAAAGACCCAGGCGGGUAGAAACCUCAACAACACCGUGUUCGAUACCAAGCGAAUGAUCGGCCACCUGUACGACGACCCGGUGAUUGAAGACGACAAGAAGUACUAUCCCUUUGAAGUCGUCAACAAGGCCGGCAAGCCCGCUAUUAAAGUUGAAUACAAGGGUGAAACCAAGGUACUCUCACCAGAAGAGAUUUCCGCCAUGAUAUUGGCGAACAUGAAGGAAACUGCCGAGGCUUUUAUCGGCUCGAAAGUCAACAAUGCUGUGGUCACGGUUCCCGCUUACUUCAACAACUCGCAAAGACAAGCCACCAUUAACGCCGCUAAGCUCGCUGACCUUAACGUGUUGAAAAUCAUCAACGAGCCCACCGCUGCCGCCAUUGCCUAUGGCUUGACCCAAGAAGGCAAUAUUCCCGAGAAGCGAAACGUGUUAGUCUUCGAUUUGGGUGGCGGUACUUUUGACUUGUCGUUGUUGUCUGUCGAAGGCCGCGUCUUCAAGGUGAUGGCAACCGCUGGUGACACUCACUUAGGCGGUAAAGAUUUCGACAAUCGUUUGGUGGAAUACCUCAUCCAGGAGUUCAAGCGCCAGACUGGUAAGGAUAUCACUGGCAACCAGAGAGCGAUUAGAAGAUUGCGGAAUGCCUGUGAGCCGGCGAAGAGAACGUUAUCGUGGUCGACUCAGGCCGCCAUUGAAAUCGACGCGUUGUUUGAAGGUGUCGACUUCUACACCUCAAUCACCCGAGCCAAAUUCGAAGAGUUGUGCGGCGACUUAUUUGACUUUACCAUCGAUUUGGCGGAACAGGUGUUGAAGGACGCGAUUGUCGACAAGUCGGAAGUCGACGAAGUCGUGCUUGUUGGCGGCUCCACCAGAAUCCCCAAAAUCCGCAGCUUGUUGUCUGCAUUCUUUGAUGAUAUGUUCAUUACGAAGUCGAUCAAUCCCGAUGAAGCUGUUGCCUAUGGCGCUGCAGUUCAAGCGGCGAAGUUGGUUGGCGACAACUCUGCGCAAACUCAGGACUUGGUAGUGAUGGACGUCACUCCUUUGUCAAUUGGUAUCAGACUACAUGGUGGGAUCAUGUCCAAUGUGGUCCCGAGAAACGCGCCAAUUCCCUCCAAAUUCACCAACACCUUUGUCACUAUUGUUGACUACCAAGAAGUUGUUCGGGUUAGAAUCUUCGAAGGUGAACGAGCCAUGACCGCGGAUAACAACUAUCUUGGGGAGUUAACUUUGCACGACAUUAAACCGGUUCGAGCAGGGGUCAUUAAGGUUGAUGUAACCUUUGAAUUAAAUGCCAACGGCGUCAUGACGGUGUCUGCCGUGGAGAGAGGUACCAACAACUCGAAAAAGGUUACCAUUAACCACGAUAAAAGCAGAUUCCUGCCCGAGGAAAUUGAGCGGAUGGUUGUCGAAGCCAAGUUGCACAAGGAACGCGACGAUGUUGAAAUCGAGAGAGUUCGUGCCAAAAAUGCAUUUGCAACCUUCGCAAUAUCGUUGCGCAAAUCGAUGAUCCGUGGUCCUUUAAAAGACAAGCUUAGCGCUGGCAGCAAGCAGACGCUUAAGGAGUCGGUUGACAACGCUCUUUCGUGGUUGCAAAACUCACCGAACGCCACCAAGAGAGAAUACGCUGACCGUAAGCGGGAAUUGGAACGGGUGGUGAACCCUAUCGUGGAUCCGAUUGAAGCGUCAUCUGAUGAUGAUGAUGAUUUGGCGUCUGAAGAAGACGCGACGACUCUUGUACUUGAUUAG
Molecule: messenger RNA, 1899 nt
Organism: Diutina rugosa
Lineage: Eukaryota; Fungi; Ascomycota; Pichiomycetes; Serinales; Debaryomycetaceae
Exons: 1
Coding region: 1-1899 (632 amino acids)
Biological process (GO): vesicle-mediated transport; SRP-dependent cotranslational protein targeting to membrane, translocation; protein refolding
Cellular component (GO): cytoplasm; nucleus; cytosol
Molecular function (GO): ATP-dependent protein folding chaperone; heat shock protein binding; misfolded protein binding
Source: RefSeq, a predicted model, not a curated record